CUCGCUUCGAUUCUCGAGCUCGGAUUCUGCUUCUCCCGCCACAAAAGAGGAGAAGCGCGCGCGCUCUCUCCGAAGCCGAUCGAGGGUUUUUCGCUUCCGACCUUAGGGUUCGUUUCCGAUCCUUUAUUCAGGUAAAAAUUAGGGUUUCAAAGAGUUCCCCCUUGGAGCUCAAUGGAAGUUUAGGGUUUUGGUAGAUCUCCUGGGAGGUGAAAAUGGCGCCUUUAACUUGGAGGCACCAUACCCUUAUACAAGCCUUGUUGAGCCGUGGGCCGUUAAUGGAGGAGGAGUUCCAUGAGAUGUUCAUGGGCAUCAGCGGAAAAAACCCAGUCAAUAAUAAGCAGCUAUUCAACGAUGUUCUUCUCAAAAUUAAUAAGGAGCUGGCUUACGUGCAAUUCGAGUUGCGAGCAUGCAGAAACCAGUAUGAUGGGAAGGUUUACUAUGGGGUGAUAAAUAACGUUGCUGAUGAGCAGUCAAAGCUCGGGACGAAGUAUUCAGUUCCGCAGAUUGCAUUCUACAAGGGUGUGAUAGAAGCGAUAAUUCAGGAUGCUGGAACUGAGGGCUGCGUAACCAAUAUUGAGGCUCUUAACAUCCGGCUUGAGAAUCAGGUUCCUGCUGGGCAGAGUUCACAGGAUAGUCAAUCUCGCAUUCCUCCUGCAUUUAGGAACUUUACAAUGUCUCAAAAGGAGAAAACUCUCAAUGAUCUCAUACAAGACCGAUGGCUAUCGUACACCUCUAGUGGGAAAAUUGGUCUUGGCGUAAGAUCUUUCCUUGAUCUUCGAAGUUGGUUCCGCAGCAAUGAUGUCCCUUCUUGCAAUGUCUGCAAUGAAGCAGGUGUUAAGGCCUCUACAUGUCCAAAUGAAGGUUGCAAUAUUCGAAUCCAUGAUUACUGUUUAAAGCAGAAAUUUUCUCGGCGGAAGGGUUCAAGAGCCUGUCCGGGUUGCGGCGCCGAAUGGCCCCAGUUGGAGUGCGAAGAAGAAGAAAAUGAUGCGAACGAACCCGAAGAAGAUCCGGCGGCUUCUCCUAAUCCCACUACAAGGAGGAGACUGAGAAGUUCUGUAAAAGCUGAAGCAGUGGAAGGAUCCAAAAGCCAAGGAGGAGCUUCUACUUCUUUGUCAAAGAAGAGGCUGAGAAGCUGUAAAAACGAGGCGGUGGAAAACGCGACCCAAGACACUUCGUCAGUUUGUCCAUCGCAACCGCUAAGGUCUUCUAAUCGAAGGAAGCGCUAACCUUAGAAUUUGCUAGUUCACUUACUAGCUUUUUUUAACUUCCUUAUAUUAUUGUUAGGUAUUCUAUAGCUUCCUUUUGGCUGCUUCAUCUUUUGGGCAAAAUGGAAUCACCAUAUGUAUCAACAGUUUGGAUUUAUGCUGUGUUUGCAUCAAUUUUUGGGUGUUCACCAGUGUGUAGAACCAUUAUCCAAUCUAGUGUUCAAUGCUUCUUUAGUCUUUCGCAAUCAUUGUAUAAAGCUUUUCAGUUUUUGAGAGUAAGAAGCAUGGAUUGUGGAUAUUCUGGAUAUGAAUGAUUUAUGCAAGCUUUUAAACCAAAA
Messenger RNA from Ananas comosus (pineapple), 1543 nucleotides. RefSeq lists its product as uncharacterized. Gene Ontology annotation, biological process: double-strand break repair via homologous recombination; DNA damage tolerance. Gene Ontology annotation, cellular component: nucleus; Smc5-Smc6 complex. The record is from RefSeq and is a predicted model, not a curated record. Bases 213 to 1226 code for a protein of 337 amino acids. Gene Ontology annotation, molecular function: ubiquitin-protein transferase activity. Lineage: Eukaryota; Viridiplantae; Streptophyta; Magnoliopsida; Poales; Bromeliaceae. The transcript is spliced from 6 exons.